AUGAAGCAUUUGGGGCUGAUUGAGGGUUUGUCCGAAAAGGCCAAGCUGCCACCAAUUCCUCGAGGCACGCUGUCCGAACAAUUCCAUUACGCGUGUCACCAUUUUGUGUGCCAUCUCAGGCAAGUUCAAGAGCCACUGGAAAUUCCCAGUGGAUCUGUUCACGCAUUCCUCAAUCACCAAAUAGCGCACUGGGGGGAAGUCUGUGUGAGGACGGAAGGGUACAUUAGCAUAUCAUCAUUCCCUGAGUGGGCCAAGUUGAGCGUUGAACGGACCUCAAAAGAAGUCAUUCACAUGCUGGUCAAAGUGUUCGGCAAUGUGAGGGGAAACCUUGCAUUCUUUCUAAGAUUGCAGGAGGCAUAUGAGUUGGCAAAUGAUUCCGUUGCAUUUUGCCGUAGCCUUGUUUCCGCGGGCACAGAGUCCUACCAUCCGGAUUUGGCUCAAGCCCUCGGGAAUCUUUUUAUAUCACUGGACAAUCUUGGACGGCAUUCUGAAGCUCUUCCGCCCAGAUUUCGCUCGGGCGCUCGAGUAUCACUGGACAAUCUCGGGCAGCAUUCCAAGGCGCUCGCGGUGAUUGAGGAAAGUGUCAAUCUCUGGCGCAAGCUAGUUGCUGUCCACUCGACAUACACCUCGGAUUUGGCUCGAGCGCUUGAGAAUCUUAAGGUGUCACUGGACAUUUUCGGAAGGUAUUCGGAAGCACUCUCGGUGAUCGAAGAAAGUGUUGAACUCCGGCGCGAGCUAGUUGCUCUCCAUCCGACGUUGUAUACCCCAGAUUUGGCUGGAGCACUUGAGAAUCUUUCCGUAUCGCUGAAUAAUCUUGGACGGCAUUCGGAGGCGCUUCCGGUGAUAGAAGAAAGUGUCAGACUUUGGCGUGAGCUAGUUGCUGCCCAUCCGACAGCAUACACCCCGGACUUGCUCGCGAAUUUAUUUGUGUCACUGGACAGUCUCGGAUGGCAUUCUGAGGUGCUCCAGGUGAUCGAAGAAAGUGUCAAACUCUGGCGCGAGCUAGUUGCCGCCCCUCACACAUCAUACACCUCGGAUUUGGCCCGAGCGCUCGAGAAUCUUUCUGUAUCACUUGAGAAACUCGGAUGGCAUUCUGAGGCGCUCCCGGUGAUCGAAGAGGGUGUCAGGCUUUGGCGUGGGCUAGUCGCAGUCCAUCCAGCAUCAUACAUUCCGGAUUUGGCUGGAGCCCUCCGGAAUCUCAAAGUAUCACUGGACAAUCUCGGACGGCAUUCCGAGUCACUCCUGGUGAUUGAAGAAAGUGUCAAACUCUGGCGUGAGCUAGUUGCUGUCCAUCCCACCUCAUACACUCCGGAUUUAACUCGAUCGCUCGGAAAUCCUUUUGUAUCAUUUCACAAUCUCAGUCGGCAUUCCGAGGCACUCGCAGUGAUUGAAGAGAGUGUCGGACUCUGGCGCGGGCUAGCUGUUAUUCAUGGAAACACCGGAUUUGGCUCGAGCACUCGGAAAUCUUGUUGUAUCGCUUGGCAAUCUCGGACGGCAUUCCGAGGCGCUCCUCGUAAAUGA
Messenger RNA from Cantharellus anzutake, 1521 nucleotides. RefSeq lists its product as uncharacterized. The record is from RefSeq and is a predicted model, not a curated record. Lineage: Eukaryota; Fungi; Basidiomycota; Agaricomycetes; Cantharellales; Hydnaceae. Bases 1 to 1521 code for a protein of 506 amino acids. The transcript is spliced from 3 exons. Gene Ontology annotation, molecular function: protein binding.